Papilio machaon (common yellow swallowtail) is the source of this 970-nucleotide messenger RNA. It is a transcript of the gene Dph5, whose product is annotated as diphthine methyl ester synthase. Bases 106 to 909 code for a protein of 267 amino acids. The record is from RefSeq and is a predicted model, not a curated record. The transcript is spliced from 5 exons. Lineage: Eukaryota; Metazoa; Arthropoda; Insecta; Lepidoptera; Papilionidae. Gene Ontology annotation, biological process: protein histidyl modification to diphthamide. Gene Ontology annotation, molecular function: diphthine synthase activity.
CCGGCUAGGAACCUGUCAUACGAUGUAAACAUACAACACAUACAUGUGUUUUUGACAUAAACUAUAUAUAGUAAACUAUUUUACUAGGAAAUCAAUUGCCUAAAAAUGUUUUAUUUAAUAGGAUUAGGUUUAGGGGACGCUAAAGAUAUAACUGUAAGAGGUUUAGAAAUAAUCAAAAAGUGUGAUAAAGUUUUACUUGAAGGUUAUACUUCAAUACUUACUGUUGGCAAGGAAGCUUUGGAAGAAUAUUAUGGAAGACCUCUAAUACUAGCAGAUCGAGAACUAUGCGAAAGCAAUAUAGAUGAUACAUUGAAAGAAGCAAAAAUAAAGGACAUAGCACUGCUAGUUGUUGGUGAUCCAUUGGGAGCAACAACACACACUGAUAUGCUUCUCCGCGCUAAGCAAUUUGGUGUUGAAUCACAGAUUAUACAUAAUGCAUCAAUAAUGAAUGCUGUGAGCUGUUGUGGUUUGCAACUGUACAGCUUUGGGGAAACAAUUUCUAUACCAUUCUGGACCGAUAGCUGGAAACCAGAUAGUUUCUUUGAAAAAAUACUAGAAAACUACUCCAGAAAUUUGCACACCUUAUGCUUAUUAGAUAUUAAAGUGAAGGAGCCAACUGAGGAAUCGCUAACGAAAAAAGUUCGACAGUACAUGGACCCAAAAUUUAUGACUGUCAGAGAUGCUGCAUUACAACUUGUGCAAAUAAUUGAUAAAAAACCAGAUGCAGGUUUAACAAGGGAAAAUUUAGCUGUAGGUUUGUCACGAGUUGGCGCCCCCGACCAACGUAUUGCGGUGAUGACCUUAGAGAAGAUGUUGGACUUAGAUCUUGGGCGGCCAUUGCACAGUCUUGUUGUACCAGCACCAAAAUUACAUCCCUUGGAAAUUGAUUAUUUGGAACAAUUUAAAUAAACAUUGUGAAUUUUUUGUAUUCAAGCUUUUGUUACUGAAUGUUAUGUGUAAAACAUUUUUU